AAACUUCCCCAUCCAGCUCUUUCCUCCUCGGCACCGCAUCCCCUAUACCCCCGCGAACGAUGUAAUGGUGCCAGUCUCUCCCCUUCCUCUUUCCACCUCCAAUCCCGCUCCUAGCCCCAACAUCGACGGCAAUGGCUACCAAGACGCGCUAGACAGGCUGCAGCCCCUGCAGCCCAUCCUCCGGGGCUUCAACCACCGCAACCGGAACCAGCACCGCCGCGCCGCCUGGUGGGCUCCCUUCGGCAUGCUGCGGCGCCACGUCGAGAGGACGGUCGACGAGCUCCUCGAGGCUGCCGAUGCCGUUACUGCUGCUGCCGCCAAGUCAAAGAGCAAGAAGCGGCGGCGGCGGCGUGAUGAUGAUGAUGAUGAUGGCGGCGGCGGCGGCGACGCGGAGAGCAAGGUAAGGGGUCACGUGGAGUGGUUGAGGGACGUCUUAGUUCCCAAGUGCUACUUGGCGUUCUCGCAACUAACAGCGGACAACCAAUUCGCAACGCUAGGCGUAGUGCUGCUCAGCGCCCUAGCCCAGGUCAACGCCGCCUGCGUGCAUCUCGUAGGCGAGGCAGCAGAAGUAAGCCGUGACGAAACUAGCAUAUCCACCGCGGACGAGCCUCCAGAUAGCAGUGCCGCCGUGGUGCGUCUAAAAGAACCCAGCGGCCCAGGAGCCAAGGAGCCGUCCUCCCGGCCCGUCUUGGCCGACAUGUCCAGCGAGCGCGGGGGCUCGGUGAUCUCGCGGGCCGAGGUCGCGCGGGCCGACAAGCUGCGGAGGAAGACCGUCCAAGUCGGGUCUUCUGAUAUACCCAGCAAUGCGAAGCGGUGCCAAGACCACGGCGAUGACGUUGGAGCUGUAAAGAAACAGCAGGAUAUAUCUUCGAAGGCGAAGACCAAGGAGAGUGUGAAACUCGCGAAGAAAAAGAAGACCAAGAAAGGCGGCGACGAGUUUGACGAUCUAUUCAAGAGCCUAUUUUAAGCUAGGGGUAGGACAUGGCAUAGCAGUAAUAAAACACACGUACACACUGAUCUCGCAACCUCCGUACCCCAAGAAAUAUGUUAUUAUCUUC
This is a messenger RNA of Daldinia decipiens, 1058 nucleotides long. RefSeq lists its product as uncharacterized. Gene Ontology annotation, cellular component: ribonuclease MRP complex. Gene Ontology annotation, biological process: maturation of 5.8S rRNA from tricistronic rRNA transcript (SSU-rRNA, 5.8S rRNA, LSU-rRNA); nuclear-transcribed mRNA catabolic process, RNase MRP-dependent. NCBI's taxonomy places the organism in Eukaryota, Fungi, Ascomycota, Sordariomycetes, Xylariales, Hypoxylaceae. Gene Ontology annotation, molecular function: rRNA primary transcript binding. The record is from RefSeq and is a predicted model, not a curated record. The coding region runs from base 65 to 967 and encodes 300 amino acids. The transcript is spliced from 2 exons.